GACAAGCACGAUCUGUGUAACGUGCGCGGUCCCUCGCGCAGUUGUGGCACAGUGGAAAAUUGAGCUAGCUAAUAUUUCUUAUUGACGAUACAUGUUCCGUUUUCAGUCCUUUGAUGAUGACUGCACCCUGGAGGAGGAGGGGCUGGUAGAGGAGGAAGAUGAAAUCGAUCAGUUUAACGAUGAUACUUUUGGGGCUGGAGCGAUCGAUGAUGACUGGCAGGAGGAGCAUGCUCGGCUGGCAGAGCUGGACGAGCGAGGGCGUGACGGGCUGCUGGGCGUGGCUGAUGGCUCCUCUUCCACUGCCUGCCCCCCUCCGGUGGAAAACGUUCCUCUCCCUUCCUCGCUCCCCCCGCCCUCUUCUUCCUCGCCUCCUCCACCAGCUUUAGAGGAGAAGGCUGGCGGCGAUCUGGUGGAGUCGCUGGCUCGCCUAAUUCUGGACUCUGAUCCUGCGAUUGCUGGAGUGGGCGCUCCUGAGCCAGACAGGACUCGCCUCCCUGCAGUGCCUCCCAGUCAGACGCUGCACCCAGCAUUGAUUGGCAUGCCCCCCUCGCUGCUAAGCUACCAGCAACAGCAACAUCUGCUGCAUAGAGGGACAGCACCACUACAGAAGAUGAGUUCUCACAGUAUUUGGGACAGCAGUGUAGGCUUUGGUCCUGUUAGUGUUACCCCUGGACUGGUUACUCACAUGGAGGACUCUCCUCUGCUAUCCAUUAUCAAAGAGGUAGGGCUUCCAAAACGGACACCUCCAGUCAGCAGGGAGGAGGGCCGGGACUUGUCUGAAAGAGUUCCACCUCCUCGUUCCUCCUCACCUGUUAUUGGAAGUCCACCUGUAAGGGCGGUACCCAUUGGAACCCCUCCCAAACAGCCCAUGGGCCAUGCCAUAAAUCAGCAGAUCCCCCAUCCUGUUGCUGUGCAUGUGAGGGCUCCUGUACAGCACCGUUACCCCCCUCCUUUCCCUGAACGCCUCUCCCCCAACACUCUCCUCAACAUCGCUAACUCUCCGCUGUGUCGUCCUCCAUUUCCUGCUGGUGUUGGGCCAGUUCUGUCUCAGAUACAGAGAGCCCAGUUGCUCAACUCUCAGGUGGGUCCUUUCUCGAGAGGUCCUGGUCCGGCACCCCCGAUGUUGGCAGGCAGUGGUGCGGGUUUUAGGCCAUUUUUUGGGCAGCCUCCCCCUAGAGUGGGCCCCCAUGUGCCACAUGUCCCACCUCCUAACCACACCCCCAUUCGCCACAACACAACCCAUCUCCACCCUCAGCACCGCAGGAUGCUUACCCAGAGGAUGCAGAGCCGAGGGGAACGUAGUGGGGUCAGAGUGUCAGGGGACAGGAGAAGCAGAGACCCCUACAGUAACCUUAUGACUCAGAAAGAGAAGGACUGGGUGGCUCGCAUUCAAAUGAUGCAACUGCAGAGCACAGACCCUUACCUGGAUGACUAUUACUACCAGAAUUAUUAUGAGAAGAUGGAGAAACGUCAAGAGCAGGACCGAGACCGCAGCAGGAAAGAGCACACCACCAAACUCAUCACCCCUCAGGUGGCCAAAGUAGAGCACACCUACCGACCAGUCCAGUUUGCUGGUUCCCUGGGUAAACUCACCGUCUCCAGUGUGAACAACCCUAGGAAAAUGAUUGAUGCAGUGGUUACUACUCGCACUGAUGAUGAGGAGAAGAGGGAGAAACAGGUGUGGAACAAGAGACGACAAAUCCUUUACACUGUGGAGAAGAUGUACACUCUGCUACUAGAGGUGCAGGACUUUGAGAAGAAAUUCCUACAGACCCCUGAGGAGCAGAGAGAGGCACUACUAGAGCUACACAAGACCCACACGCUGCAGCUCUACAGCUCACUGCGGGAGAAAGAGUGGGACAACCGAGUAAGUGAUGAGCAGUGUCUGAUGAUUAUGUCGGUGCGUAAGGGGAAACGGCUCAUCUCUAGGCUCCUCCCCUUCUUGCCGUCACCCCAAGCUGCUGCUGUUGUCAUGGGAAUUGCGCGUAACCUUCCAGCCUUGGCCAAGAAGGACAAGCAAGAUCAGGUCCUUUGCUGGUUGGUGGAGCCGGUCGCUGUAGUAAUCCAAUCCAUGUCUAGCUCUGCCCUCACUGAUCUACUGCAAGAGCUACAGGGCAGCGAGGGCCAGUUUCCCCGCGUGCUGCAAAAUAAGUUUGGUGUGACGCUGCUUUACCUGAUCCUGAGUGAGGGGGAAAGAAUGCAGAGCUCUGAUCCCAAAUGCCAGCUCAUGGAUGACAAUCGCUGGACAGAGUUGGUGUUUUCGGUGACGAGGGAGCUGUUGAAGGUCCCGUCCUCCUCGCUUUCGCCUCCUCUCUUCACUCCUCCCAAUCUUCUGUCCCUCUUCUCUCGAUAUGUGGACCGGCAGAGACUAGAGCUGCUACAAGAGAAGCUACAGAUCACUGCCUUGUCCAGGUAGAAGUUACUUCCCACAUCAAGCUGCUGUUGAAGAGAGACUGUUAAUAUUCAUGAGGAUGUAUACAUGAAUUUAUGUAUACACAUGGGUGUGUGUGUGUGUGUGGGGGGGGGUGUGGGAGAGGUAAUUAGGGCUAUGAUUAUUAUUUUAAUCCAGCAGAAAACUCACUUUCUUAUUUUCUGCCUUGUUAUUACUUUGUGUGUGUGUGUGUGUUACAGAGAGAAUGUUAGAUUGUGGUUGAAACCAAGAAAAUUAAUUAAUCUUCAUUUUUAAUGAUCUUGUUAACACUGAUGCCCGUGAUAAAACAGAAAAUUAAAAGUAUUUCUAUUGUAUAAAACAAAUUCUAAUGUGGUGUUUUAGUGUUUCGUAUCUAAUAGGUCAGUGAGAAGGAUAGUGGGCCUGAGAUUGUCAUGUCAACUAAGCAAACCAGUAGCUCAUGUCAUAAAUGACUGAGUUGUUGGAUUGCAUAGUGUAUUUUGAAGCAGAUAGAAGCAGAGCUUGUUAAAGAUUUGCAAGCACAGAAACAAGCUCAAAAUAUCCUUCCCUCGCCCUAGCCGUACCUCAAGUACGGCUCAGCGUGAAACUAGGACUUGUUGUAGGGUAUUGUUUGUUGUUGCACUUAUUGUUGUCCAAGAUAUAUCUUAGAUCUUGUACAUGUUUUGCACUUCUAGGCAU
Molecule: messenger RNA, 3088 nt
Organism: Electrophorus electricus (electric eel)
Lineage: Eukaryota; Metazoa; Chordata; Actinopteri; Gymnotiformes; Gymnotidae
Gene: patl1
Product: PAT1 homolog 1, processing body mRNA decay factor
Biological process (GO): P-body assembly; deadenylation-dependent decapping of nuclear-transcribed mRNA
Cellular component (GO): P-body
Molecular function (GO): RNA binding
Source: RefSeq, a predicted model, not a curated record